Messenger RNA from Closterium sp. NIES-65, 2463 nucleotides. The record is from the annotation of a GenBank genome assembly. Lineage: Eukaryota; Viridiplantae; Streptophyta; Zygnematophyceae; Desmidiales; Closteriaceae.
AUGGCGCCCGCCGUUUCUUCUUUUAUUCCCCCUCUCUCCUCCCUCCCUAUUCCCACCUUAAUCCGCGAAUCCCGCUCGCGACGACUCCCCUCCGCACUCUUUUCGCGCGGCGCCGUCUCUAAUCUCCUCCUCCUCGUCGUCGCCGUGCUCCUAUUCGCCGUCCGAUUAACUCCGCCAGUCGCCGCCUUACCUCACUACGGCGCCGUCCCCGGCGGAAGCUGCCCCAUGAAUGAUUGGUCCGAAAACGGCUACUGGGGCGCGCUCGAGGUGCGCACGCAAGUCGCGCUCGCCGUGGCGCAGGAGUGGCGCGACGCGGCGAACGAAGCGCUGGGAAAAUUCGAGCCGCUGCAGCUGCUGGUGGCGGCGCUGCUCGCGGCGGUGGUCGGGGGGAAACUCGCGCAAGUCGCGGGUGCUGCUGCUGCGCAGAUCCGGUACCAAGGCCUAGUACCCUCUCUAAUUGCCCUCUUCUUCUCCCUCAUCAGGCUUGUUCCAGGCGUGAAGGCCUACGUGGAAGAGCAGCAGGCCAAGGUACGCGUGUGUGAUAGCACGGCUCUACCCUUGCAGAUCAAAGCGAGGGGAGCAGUGGAUGGUGCGCUCAGUAUAGGCAGGGGCAUCUUUUUGCGCCUCAUUCCUCCCCCCUUCCCCACGCUCCCCUCCGCGCGUCCCUCUCCCCCGCGCCCCUUCCCCCCUCCGCGCCUGCAGGCCAGGGCGCAGAUAGCGGGGGGCGGCAGCAGCAGCAAGGAGCGCGCGCAGUGGCGGAAGAAGCUCCCAGACGUGGGCGCGGAGGCGGACGAGGUGCUUGGGGAGAUGCGUGCGCUGAGGGAUAAGGACAAGCAGUGGCAGGGGCGGUGCUCUGGGACCGUCUAUGUGGGCGGGGAGUCAUACGAGAAGCACAUGAAGCUGAUAUCAGAUGCGUACACCUUCAUUGAGCCCCUCUCAAGCUGUCCAAAACAGCAUCCUCUCACCCUCCUCAUCUUCUCCACCCAGCCAGGUUUCAGCACAGCAGCCCACCCUUCGCACCUGGCCGUCUUCCCCAGCAUAGCUCGCUCGUUUCCUCUUCCUUUUGUCUAUCUUUCCCCCUCCCUUUCCUACCCCUCCUUUUUCCUCCCUCCCACUCCUCUCUGUCCCCCCUCCUCGCCCUUUUCGUUCUCCACCCCCCCAGGUUCCGGCACACCAACCCCUUGCAUCCAGACGUUUCAGCACACCAAUCCCUUGCAUCCAGACGUCUUCCCCAGCAUCACUCGCUUCGAGGCGGAGGUGGUUGCAAUGACGGCGGCCCUGCUGGGGGGAGGAGAUGGGGGGGGGAGUGAUGGCAGGGCGGAGCAGGGGGGAGAGAAGGGGGCGGGGGAUGCGGGGGGGAAGGGGGGGAAGGGGGUUAAGGGCGGAGCGAAAGGGGAGAAGGGAGGGGCGGGGAGGGAGGUGUGUGGGAACAUGACGAGUGGGGGAUCGGAGAGUAUUCUGAUGGCUGUGAAGGCGGCUAGGGAUUACAUGCGUGCCAAGAAAGGCAUCACUCGCCCCGAGAUGAUAGUUCCCGUGUCAGCGCAUGCAGCGUACGACAAGGCAGCGGAGUACUUCCAGGUGCACCUGCUGCGCGCCCCCGUGGCGGACGACUGGUGUGUGGAGGUGGAUGCUGUGCGGCGCCUCUGCUCCCGCAACACCGUGCUGAUCGUGGCAUCAGCACCUGGCUUUCCACAUGGCAUCAUCGACCCCAUUCCGGAGUUGGGUGAGAUAGCACUGCGCUGGGGCACGUGUCUCCAUGUGGACUGCUGCCUCGGAGGCUUCGUGCUGCCCUUUGCCAAGAAACUCGGCUACCCCCUGCCGCCCUUUGACUUCUCAGUCCCCGGAGUGACGUCCAUGUCUGUGGACUGCCACAAGUACGGCCUCGCUCCCAAGGGCACGUCUGUGGUGCUGUAUCGCAAUAGGGAGAUCAGGAAGCAUCAAUUCUGUGCUGUGACGGAGUGGAGUGGCGGGCUGUACGUGUCUCCCACUGUCUCUGGCAGUCGCUCAGGGGCUCUCAUUGCUGGUGCCUGGGCUGCAAUGAGAGGCAUCGGCAUGCAGGGAUACAUGGACAUCACAAAACGGCUAAUGGAGGCAUCAAAAGCAAUCGUGGCAGGGGUAUCGUGCAUAAAGGGUCUGCAGGUGGUGGGGGAACCGGACAUGACAGUCAUAGCAAUGACAUCCGAUGAGUUAGACAUUUACCGGGUCAAUGAUGCCAUGUCACACCGCGGAUGGGCCCUCUCCGCCCUGCACAAACCAGCCAGCAUUCACCUGUGUGUGACGCUGCAGCAUGUGGGUGUGGUGGAUGCCUUCCUGGCAGACCUACAGGCGGCUGUGGAUGAGGUGCGCUCAUCACCCUCUUCCUCAUCGCAAGGCAUGGCUCCCAUAUAUGGUGCUGGUAACCGCAUGCCGGAUAGAGGAGCUGUCAAGGAAUUGCUGCUGGACUAUAUGGACUCCCUCACAUAG